Pyricularia oryzae 70-15 is the source of this 255-nucleotide messenger RNA. RefSeq lists its product as uncharacterized. The record is from RefSeq and is a predicted model, not a curated record. The coding region runs from base 1 to 255 and encodes 84 amino acids. The transcript is spliced from 2 exons. NCBI's taxonomy places the organism in Eukaryota, Fungi, Ascomycota, Sordariomycetes, Magnaporthales, Pyriculariaceae.
AUGCCGCCGGUGCUACGACAUGUUCAACAGCGCGCAGGACCGGUUAACCAUCUCGAGUCUGGCACGUGCCCCAACACGCAGAACCUCUCGCGCGACGCCCUUUACCGCCUUGUCCGCAGCCGUAAUCCGCAGGGCGUCAUCUCUAAGAAAUUAAUCGGUUGGACUGGUGAGGUGGAAUACGAGGCUACGGUUUACACCUGGAAUGGAUCUGGCUACGAGUGUUAUCUAUGCCACCGCGUUUUCCAAGAGAUAUAA